CCUCGUUCUCUCUAAAAACUUCAUCAUCAAACCACCUCUCUUCUCCAUCCUGCCUUCCUUCCUUCUCUCCUUCCAUCCAUCGUCCUCUUCGCGUGUCUAGGGUUUCCUGAAUUCUCCCAUUGUCCUGUGCUUUUUGAUUCGAUAUAGUUUCUUUUUGCUGCUUAGAGAGAGGGUCGUGGUGGUUCUCAAUGGCCACCUCAACUAUGAAGUCUCAGCCUCUCCACAACUUCUCGCUGCCUUUCUUGAAAUGGGGUGGCAAGAAUCAGACGAAUACUAGCCAUCGUUGCCGCCGUCAGACAUCCGGCGACUCCUCCCAACCAAUCGCUGACCAUAACUCUGAGCCGGAGUCGGAAUCCGAAACUCGAGCUUGCAAGGUCGGAUCGAGAACUGCCAGAAACCGAUUUGUGUUCUCUUCGGGCUAUUCUGGAGAGAAAUCUCUGAAGCAACGGCACCAACAUGAGCCUUUAGAGUCAGCGAGUAACAAUGAAACUGAUGAUGAAGCUGGAGUGAGGAAGAGGGAGACAGAGGACGCUGAAGAAGCUGAAGCUGAAGAUUUAGUGCAGAAGCCAUGGAAUUUGAGGCCCAGAAAACCAAUAUUCUCGAAAGGCACUGGGGAGAUCGGAGGAGGACCGUCGAGGCACGGAGAUUUGGUGGAAACGGCUCCGGCGGUUACCGCUGUUCAUAUGGUUCAGCAAGGUGAUAACCAUCCGCAGCCGAAAUCACGUCACUUGAGGGGUUCCACGGAGACGCAAAAUACGGAGAGAAAGAAGAGAAGAUUAUGGAUCGCUUUGUCAAAGGAAGAGAUUGAAGAGGACGUAUUUGUGAUGACUGGGUCGAGGCCCUCUCGAAGACCUAAGAAAAGACACAAGAAUGUGCAGAAACAACUUGAUUGUGUUUUCCCUGGCUUAUGGUUGGUGGGACUCUCUGCCGAUGCUUACAAGGGGCUAAGUACUCCAGCAAAGAGGUAGAGAGAAGUCGCAGUGGGUUGCAGUUUGCUAAAUGGAUUGAAAAUCUUUGGGCUUCGGUAGAUGUAGAAUCUUGAACGGAGGUACUAAUGCGCUGAAUUUCGUGUAGAUCAAAUGAAUUACAAAGAUGAAUCCUGGAAGUGAAAGUCGUUAAUUCCUUUAGUUAUCUUUUAUCGCAAUAGGCUAAGAUGAAGUGUUCAGUUUAAUUGGUGUACUUGUCUAUUCAGCUGUAACCGAAGGAUAAAUAUAUAGAUGAUUAAUAGCGUGAAUUUAGGGAUAAUUUUAAGCGUGUGAUUUGGAGUUUUCUGGUUUGGGUUUUCUUUCAUUGAAUAAAUUUUGAUUCUUCAAUUUUUGACAAUGUUUGACAGGCCCUACGUUGUUGGGGGGCCAGAGUAGCAAGUAUACAGUUGUUUUUCAAUCCCUCAA
This is a messenger RNA of Neltuma alba, 1391 nucleotides long. RefSeq lists its product as uncharacterized. The transcript is spliced from 3 exons. The record is from RefSeq and is a predicted model, not a curated record. The coding region runs from base 189 to 968 and encodes 259 amino acids. NCBI's taxonomy places the organism in Eukaryota, Viridiplantae, Streptophyta, Magnoliopsida, Fabales, Fabaceae.